CUUCGCCUUUUCUUCGUCUCUUCCUGCUCCUCCUCCUCCUCCUCUUCUUCCUCACUAUUACUGCCAUAAUGACCAUCUCUCAGAAGCCAAACAUUGGUGUUUAUACCAACCCCGCCCACGCGCUCUACGUCGCCCCCGCUGAGCCCGCGGCCGACGCCCUCACCCCCGCACCCGAGGAGGUCAUCGUCCAUGUAGUCGCGACCGGCAUCUGUGGGUCGGACAUCCACUUCCAGAAGCACGGCCAGAUUGGGCCCACCAUGGUCGUCCGCGACGAGCACAUCCUCGGCCACGAGUCCGCCGGCGUCGUCAUCUCCGUCGGCUCGGACGUCAAGGACCUCGUCGUCGGUGACCGCGUCGCCCUCGAGCCCGGUGUGCCUUGCUACAAGUGCGACGUCUGCCUCUCCGGCCACUACAACGGCUGCCCGGACGUGCAGUUCAAGUCCACUCCGCCUGUCCCCGGCUUCCUGCGCAGAUACGUCAACCACCCCGCCCGCUGGUGCCACAAGAUCAACGACAUGCCCUACGAGCUCGGUGCCCUGCUCGAGCCCCUCUCCGUCGCCCUUUUCGGCGUCGAGACCGCCGGCCUCAAGCUCGGCGACCCCGUCGUCAUCUGCGGUGCGGGCCCUAUUGGAAUCGUCUCUGCGCUGUGCGCCAGAGCCGCCGGCGCGGAGCCCAUCGUCAUCACCGACAUCGAGCAGAGCCGACUCGACUUUGCCAAAUCGCUCGUUCCCUCCCUCCGAACCGUUCUCGUCGGCCGGGGCGAGACCGCCGAGGAGACCGCAGAGCACAUCAUCGAAGCCGCCGGCGGCCUCCGACCAAGAAUCUGUCUCGAGUGCACCGGUGUCCAGUCCUCUCUGCACGCCGGCAUCUACUCGCUCCAGUUCCGCGGUGUGUGCCACUGCAUCGGCGUCGGCGCCUCCACACAGUCCAUCCCGUUCAUGAUCCUGUCCGUGAACGAGAUCGAGAUCAAGUUCCAGUACCGCUACAUGAACCAGUGGCCUAAAGCCAUCAGAAUCGUCAACGCCGGCCUGCUCCCGGGAAUCGAGAAGAUGAUCACCCACCGCUUUGCCCUCGAGGACGCCGUCAGUGCGUUCGAGACCAGCGCCAACCCCAAGAGCGGCAGCGUCAAGGUCAUGAUCUUUGACGAGGAGUAGUUCUGUCUGUAUUUGUACAGCAGCAACAGUAGUUUAUAGAUGCGCUUUUUAUGUUUUUAUUGCUUUCUUUCUGUUUAUUGUCCAUUAUUCUACAUUUAAUCAUCAUCAUAACCAUC
Myxozyma melibiosi is the source of this 1270-nucleotide messenger RNA. Its product is annotated as putative xylitol dehydrogenase XdhB. Bases 69 to 1154 code for a protein of 361 amino acids. The record is from RefSeq and is a predicted model, not a curated record. Gene Ontology annotation, molecular function: zinc ion binding; L-iditol 2-dehydrogenase (NAD+) activity. NCBI's taxonomy places the organism in Eukaryota, Fungi, Ascomycota, Lipomycetes, Lipomycetales, Lipomycetaceae. Gene Ontology annotation, biological process: D-sorbitol catabolic process. The transcript has a single exon.